Messenger RNA from Chelonoidis abingdonii (Abingdon island giant tortoise), 950 nucleotides. It is a transcript of the gene AP1S1, whose product is annotated as adaptor related protein complex 1 subunit sigma 1. The record is from RefSeq and is a predicted model, not a curated record. Gene Ontology annotation, molecular function: clathrin-cargo adaptor activity. Gene Ontology annotation, biological process: vesicle-mediated transport; intracellular protein transport. Lineage: Eukaryota; Metazoa; Chordata; Testudines; Testudinidae. Gene Ontology annotation, cellular component: membrane coat; AP-1 adaptor complex.
AUGCGGUUCAUGCUGCUGUUCAGCCGGCAGGGGAAGCUGCGGCUGCAGAAGUGGUACCUGGCCACCUCGGAGAAGGAGAAGAAGAAGAUGGUGCGGGAGCUGAUGCAGGUGGUGCUGGCCCGCAAGCCCAAGAUGUGCAGCUUUCUCGAGUGGCGGGACCUCAAGGUGGUCUACAAAAGAUACGCCAGCCUGUACUUCUGCUGUGCCAUCGAAGGCCAGGACAACGAGUUAAUCACACUGGAGCUGAUCCACCGAUACGUGGAGCUGCUGGACAAAUACUUCGGCAGCGUGUGCGAGCUGGAUAUCAUCUUCAACUUCGAGAAGGCCUAUUUCAUCCUGGACGAGUUCCUCAUGGGCGGGGAGAUCCAGGAUACCUCCAAGAAGAGCGUGCUGAAGGCCAUCGAGCAGGCUGAUCUGCUGCAGGAGGAGGAUGAGUCACCCCGCAGCGUGCUGGAGGAGAUGGGGCUGGCAUAGUGAGUGGCUGUGCCUCCCCCACUCCCCAUCCGUCCCUGGCUGCGUCGGACGCCAUGGGGGCCACAUGUCCAUCUUCCUCGCCCCACAGGGCCGCAGCCGGACGUGGGACCAAUUCGCCUUGGAGCCGCUGGGGGGGUGAGCCCCAUGAACUGUGUGUAAAUAUAUAGAUAGACACCACUCGGGGAGCCCCCCGCCCCGGGUCCGUCUCCUUCCCUGCUCCCGGGCAUUCUCCUGCCAGCCGGUGGCCGCUCAGAGCGGGGAGCCUGGGGAGGGGACUCGGGGGGCGGGGGCCUGUGCAGAGUGAUCACCCCUGCACAGCGAUCCUGCCGCCGCCCGGAGCAAUCGGGACCCCGCAGCUGUGGGGCUACAGGCCGAUCCCGGUCUCUCGUUUUCCCCGGCAUCUCCGUGGGCGGGGCGCUCAGGGCAUGUGCCCCCCCUUGGGGAAACGGGGUCCCCCCUUUGGAAUAAAGUGUGUG